Messenger RNA from Drosophila nasuta, 7890 nucleotides. It is a transcript of the gene ATP8B, whose product is annotated as ATPase phospholipid transporting 8B. The transcript has 20 exons. Gene Ontology annotation, biological process: Golgi organization; phospholipid translocation. The record is from RefSeq and is a predicted model, not a curated record. NCBI's taxonomy places the organism in Eukaryota, Metazoa, Arthropoda, Insecta, Diptera, Drosophilidae. Bases 467 to 6106 code for a protein of 1879 amino acids. Gene Ontology annotation, cellular component: trans-Golgi network; plasma membrane. Gene Ontology annotation, molecular function: ATP hydrolysis activity; ATPase-coupled intramembrane lipid carrier activity; magnesium ion binding.
UUUGGUCAGCGCGCCGUUCGUUUGUCGCCGUUUUUUCGCGUUCUCGCGUUUCUCCUGUUUUUCGGUUUUAUUUGAUUUUUUUCGCUCCCGUUCUUUUGUUUUUCGAAACAAUUCUGCCAAAAAAGAAGAAAAAUGCCCAAAAAAAAAAACAUAAUGUUUUUUUAAUUGCACAAAAUGCUGUUGUACAAUUUAUGAUAUAAUUGCGUGUGAUAAGCACGACCCUAAAAAACAAAACAAAACAAACCAAGACCCAACAAAAAAAGUGUAAAGAAAAGAAAACGUUUUGACAAACAAAUUUGCAAGUGCAAGAAGAAGCAGAAAGUGCAAUAAGAAGAAAUGUGCUAAAAAUUUGCCAAUUGCAGCGCAGCACGUGGCAGCAAACGCAUUUCAUGCAGAACAUUUGCAGUUGAAGAUGCGACCACCAGCAGCUGAAAGGGAUUAAAGCGACGUAGCAAAGAAAGAGGAAAUGCAGGGCGUUCGAAGAGAGAGAGUGGACGCCAGCGACCGGAUACGCUGGAGCUGUCGGUGCUGGGACAAAACGAUGACACAAAGCAGCAACAGCAACAGCAAAAAACAAGAGCUGGAGCAACAGCAACAGCAGCUGCCACAAGCGAUGCAAACGGCGGCGGCAACGCGUCGCUCACGCUGGUUUCACUUUGCACGCAAAUCGCGGAGUCGUCGACGUCUUUGUGGCGAGGAGGAGCAACUGCAGCUGGCGCUGGAGGCACAAACGGAUGCCGAGGAUGAGGAAACGGCAGCGGCGACUGCGGCGGCAGCACAGCAAGUGCGUCUAGCGCAGCCGGAAACAAUGAACAUUGGCAACUCGAUGCUGACAAUCAAUACGCCAAGGACGGCGACAACCACAUCGACCAAUGCCUCGGACAAUGGACGUGACGAUAGCUUCUAUAGUCUGGUGAAUGCAAGCACAAGUGCACAAGCUGCUGCCGCUGACAACUCCCACUCGAAUGCCCCCACAACUGUUGUUGCUGUUGAUGUGGAGCAACAGUACAAGGAGCAACCGCAAUUGGUCGGAAAACCACGCUUGUCGAUGCUGCAGCGUUGGGCCAGCUGGCGACGCAGUGCUCCGGACAGUUUGCCGAGCAGACGUCGCAAUCCCAGUCAAGUGGAUCAACUGGAGCAGCAACAGGUCUCUGCCUCCGCCUCUGCGCGCAAUUUGCGACGCGUCUCCCAGCUGCGACGUCGUCGUAGCUCUUACUAUUUCUCGGACAAUGAACGUAGAAUACGCGCCAACGACAAAGAUUUCAAUUCACAGUUCAAAUAUCACAACAAUUAUAUUAAGACAUCAAAGUAUUCGCUGCUAACGUUCCUGCCGUUCAAUCUGCUGGAGCAGUUCCAGCGUCUGGCCAACUUCUAUUUCCUGUGCCUGCUGGUGCUCCAGCUGAUCCCGGCGAUCUCCUCGCUGACGCCCGUCACAACAGCGAUACCGUUGAUCGGUGUGCUAACGCUAACUGCUGUCAAGGAUGCCUACGAUGAUAUUCAACGCCAUCUAUCGGACUCGCAGGUGAACAAUCGCAAAUCGAAGACGUUACGCAACGGUAAACUGAUCGAGGCCAAAUGGUCUGAGGUGCAAGUUGGCGAUGUCAUCCGUUUGGAUAACAAUCAAUUUGUCGCCGCCGAUAUCUUGCUGCUGACCACAUCGGAACCCAAUGGCCUGUGCUUCAUUGAGACCGCUGAAUUGGAUGGCGAGACGAAUUUGAAGGCAAAACAAUGCCUGAUGGAGACAACGGAGCUGGGCGAUCAACAUGAUCUGCUGUGGAAUUUCAACGGCGAGAUCAUUUGCGAGCGACCCAACAAUCUACUCAACAAAUUCGAGGGCACUCUGAUCUGGAAGAAUCAGCGUUUCGCUCUCGAUAACGACAAGAUUCUGCUUCGUGGUUGUGUCCUUCGCAAUACGCAAUGGUGCUACGGCCUCGUUGUCUUCGCCGGCGUCGACACGAAGCUAAUGCAGAACUCGGGGAAGACACAGUUCAAGAGCACCGGCGUCGAUCGCCUGCUCAACUUUAUCAUCAUUGGGAUUGUGCUCUUUCUCGUCUCGAUCUGCGCUUUGUUCGCCAUCGGCUGCGCAGUGUGGGAAGGUCUGAUCGGCCAGCACUUUCAGCUAUAUCUGCCCUGGGAGCACAUAAUACCCCAAGAGAUGGUGGCAUCGGGUGCCACAGUGAUCGGGCUGCUCGUAUUCUUCUCGUACGCCAUAGUCUUAAACACAGUUGUGCCAAUCUCCCUCUAUGUUUCAGUAGAGGUCAUACGCUUUGUUCAGUCGUUCCUCAUCAAUUGGGACGAGGAAAUGUACUAUGCACGCACCCACACAUAUGCCAAAGCACGCACCACAACCCUCAACGAGGAGCUCGGCCAGAUUCAAUACAUCUUCUCGGACAAGACGGGCACCUUGACCCAGAACAUCAUGACCUUCAACAAGUGCAGCAUUAAUGGUCGCACCUACGGUGAUGUCAUCGACCUGCGCACCGGCGAGCUCAUCGAUAUCAACGACCAGCAAGCAAUUUUCCAAACUAGCAGCAGCAGCAACUGCGCCAGCAGCAACAGUAACAACAAUAGCAGCAGCGCCGGCAGCAGCAGCAAGCCUGUUGCAGUUGUCACGCCCACGCCGCCCACCAUAUUGGUGCAUGCCGCCGAGGUGCAUGGACGAAGGAAAAGCGCCGUGCUGGUGACCACAGCCGGUGGCACGCAGCUGGCCAGCAAUGCGACGCAGUUACAGGGACGCAUUGCUGCCGCCGAGCAACUGUUGCAGACAGUGGAGAAUCCAUUGGCCACAGCCACAGCCACACAACAACAACAGCAACGCAAACAAGUGCACUAUUUAUCGCCCAGUCGCAGCAACAGCAACGAGGAUGAGCUCGACGAUCCGGGCGGGGCGACAACAACAGCGAGCAAUAGCGGGGGACGUUCGUCGAGGGGCAGCGGCGGCUCGUUGGGCGCUUGCUUUACGCGUGGCAGCGGCGCACGCAUGCGACGACAGCUGUCGAGCUUGUCCAACUGCAGCAGCAGCGGCGACAAAGUAAUAAUCUUGCAUGAUCAGCAACUAGAGCAACUCGAACAAUUCGAACAACCAGACCAAAUCGAACAACAACUCGAACAACAGCAACACGAACACGAGCACGAACAAACGCAUCAAACUAAUCGCAAGCUGCGUCAAUUCCAUGCUUCAUGCUCAUCCUCAGCCACAGCCACAGCAAUAGAUAGCGGUUGUUGUGCGCCCUUUCGAUGCCACAACAGCAACAGCAGAUUGUCAACAACAACAGCAGCAGCAGCAACUUGCAACAGCAACCGCAACAGCACCGCACAGCAACGUUAUCUCAGCACACACCGCUUUGCCACAAAUUGGAGUUCGUCACACCAAAAAGUGCACAUCGUCGAACCCAUUGACUUCUCAGCGAAUCCGCAUCACGAGACAGACUUCCGUUGGUACGAUCGAACGCUGUUGGAUGCCGUGCGUUCGGAUGAGGAGCAUGCCCACAAUUUCUUUCGCUUGCUCGCACUUUGUCACACGGUGAUGGCGGAAACUGUCGACGGCCGACUCGAGUAUCAGGCGCAGAGUCCCGACGAGGCUGCCCUCGUGUCGGCAGCCCGUAACUUUGGCUUUGUGUUUCGCACACGCACACCAAACAGUAUUACCAUCGAAGUGAUGGGUCGCCUAGAGGAAUACGAACUACUGCACAUUCUGGAUUUUAACAAUGUGCGCAAACGCAUGUCGGUCAUUCUACGACGCGGCAACUCUGUGGUGCUCUACUGCAAGGGGGCUGACAAUGUGAUAUACGAUCGUCUGCAUGGCGGGCAAGAGGAUCUUAAGGCGCGCACUCAGGAUCACUUGAAUAAAUUCGCUGGCGAAGGUCUGCGCACUCUGGUGCUAGCCGAGCGACGCCUGACCGAGGAGUACUACAACGAUUGGCGCGUGCGCCAGACGGAGGCGGCUCUCUCGAUGGACUCGCGUGAACAGAAGCUGAACGCGAUGUACGAGGAGAUCGAAAGCGAUAUGCAGCUGGUGGGCGUGACAGCCAUUGAGGAUAAACUGCAGGAUGGUGUACCCAAAUCGAUAGCCAAUCUGCAGAAUGCUGGCAUUAAGAUCUGGGUGCUGACUGGCGAUAAGCAGGAAACUGCCAUCAACAUUGGGUACUCGUGUCAGCUGCUGACCGAUGAACUCGUCGACGUCUUCAUCGUGGACGGCAGCUCUGUGGAGGAGGUCGAGAAGCAGUUGCGGCAAUUUAAGGAGUCUAUCAAGAUAUUUGAUCGUUUUCGACCUGGCGGCACCGAGGCGAUGAAUCAGCUGCACAGCGAGAGCAGCAUGGACCCCAUGAACGUGACGAUGACACAGACAUCGGCGUUCAUGCAGGACACGAAUGGAUCGCCCAUCCCACAGCCGCCACCGGCUAUUUCGGUGGUUACCUUUAGGUGGGAUGCCAAAAUUAAGGAUAAUAAGGGCGGACCGGACAGCGCCGAGUGCAAUGAUCUCUUUGGAGAUGCUGAGAAAAGCGACGACGGCCGUCGAACCGCGCCCUCAAUUGUUGUUGACGAGACGACGGGCUUUGCACUCGUCGUGAAUGGACACUCGCUCGUCCACUGCCUCUCACCGGAGUUGGAAAGCAAAUUCUUGGACAUUGCCUCGCAGUGCAAGGCGGUGAUCUGUUGUCGCGUGACGCCGCUGCAGAAGGCGCUGGUCGUCGAACUUAUCAAGCGUGCCAAAAAUGCCGUCACCCUGGCCAUAGGCGAUGGCGCCAACGAUGUCUCCAUGAUCAAAGCUGCUCACAUUGGCGUGGGCAUCUCAGGUCAGGAGGGUCUGCAGGCGGUAUUAUCGAGUGACUAUGCGAUCGCACAGUUUUGUUAUCUGGAGCGUUUGCUGCUGGUCCACGGUCGCUGGUCGUAUUAUCGCAUGUGCAAAUUUCUGCGCUACUUUUUCUACAAGAACUUUGCAUUUACGCUCUGCCACUGUUGGUAUUCGCUCUUCUGUGGCUUCAGUGCGCAGACCGUUUUCGAUCCGAUGUUCAUAUCGGUGUAUAAUCUGUUCUACACAUCGCUGCCGGUGUUGGCGCUGGGCGUCUUCGAGCAGGACGUGUCGGACAAGAACAGCGUUGAGUAUCCGCGUCUGUAUACGCCGGGCCUCAAGAGCGAACUGUUCAACAUACGCGAGUUCAUCUACAGCGUACUCCAUGGCGCCUUCACAUCGCUCAUUCUGUUUCUUAUACCGUAUGGCGUCUAUAAGGAUGGCGUUUCCCACAAUGGCUACAUACUCUCAGAUCACAUGACACUUGGGGCCGUUGUUGCCACCAUUCUCAUUGUCGACAACACAGCUCAGAUUGCUUUAUACACUUCGUACUGGACGAUUGUGAAUCAUGUGACCAUUUGGGGCAGUCUCAUCUGGUACUUUGUGCUUGAUUAUUUCUACAACUAUGUCAUCGGUGGACCGUACGUUGGCUCCCUCACGCAGGCCAUCAAGGAUGUCUCCUUCUGGGUGACGAUGCUGAUCACUGUCGUCAUGCUGAUGGCGCCCGUGCUUGCCUACAAGUUCUAUCUGUUAGACGUGCAUCCCAGCUUGUCUGACAAGAUCCGUCAAAAGUCGCUGAAGAAGAUGCAUUCGCGGGUCUCAAGCGAUGUGCGUCGCACGCCUUCAUCGCGUCGCGGUCGUCGUUCCGUUCGUUCUGGCUACGCCUUUGCCCAUCAGGAGGGCUUUGGCCGGCUGAUCACGUCGGGCAAGAUAAUGCACAAGCUGCCGCAGGACUUUGCGUUUCCGCUCGGUUUGGGCACCAAGAAGACGCAGGCACUGCACAACAACAUUGGCUCGGCUGAUGGCAAGCAGGCGCCACCUGGCGGCGGUCCGAAUCACCAUCAUCAUCCGCAUCCGCAUCAUCAUCACAAUAACAGUCACAAUCACAGUCAGGGCAACAACAUCAACAAUAAUAAUAACAACAACACGAACCUGCGACACAAUCAAAACAAUCAGCAACAAAUUCACUCGUCCAUGGCGGACAUUCGGGGCGAUGGGCGUGGCAGCGGGGAUACACGACGCAGCAGCGAUGCCGGCACCGAUGACAUGAGUCCUCGAGCACCCUGUCAGGAUUUGGAUACGAUUAAUCUGUAGGCGAAUCGAUAACUACGAUAACUUCACAAAGGAAACACCAAAAAUCAUAGUAAGCAAAGUAAAAGCAAAGCAAACUUGUAACGAUUUUAAGUUAGAACAACAAACAAACAAUAACAACAACAAAUGUAUUAGCUUUACCAACUACUUUAGUACUUAUACUAAGUGUUUAAGUGUGCGUGUGUGUGUGUGAAUGUGAAUCCGUAUUCUUUAUUCCGACUCUCAUUUCGAUGCGUUAUGCAAUGCGCUGCGUAUUUCCACACUCUUACCACCGCCUCCUGCCACGCCCCCACCCCCACUGCCCACCUCUAUAAGAUUUUUAGUCAGUUAGUUAGUUAGUCGGUUGUCUUAGUCUUCAGUUUUGUAGCAUUAACUAAAAGUAUUUCAUGUAUUUGCAUGUGAUUAAUGUGAUUUAUUUUUUAAGUUUUCAUAGUUUGACAAUUUUUUUUUUUUUUUGUUAUUGCUCGUUUAAGAUUGGGUAUUACAUGGUUGUUUUCUCUGGUUGUAGUCUCAAAUAUACCAAAAAGAAAAUCAAAUUUAAUCAAAGUAGCGUAUUAUAAUCGUAACAAUAUGCAGCAAUAGUCUAGAAAUAAUUUCUUAUUGUGAAUUUGCGAAUUUUAGAUGUACACUUAAAGAUUAUUGAGCGAUAGUUUUAGCGAUAGUAUGCACGAUAAUUGUGUGCUUGUUGGGCUGCAUUUAAGUGGCGCCCACUCGCUCUCUCUCUCUCCCUCCCUACCUCUGUUCAUCAUACUCUCCCUCUUUCUCCCUCUCUCUUUAUCUAUUUCCCUCUUUGUCUUUGUGUGCAUGCUUGUGCGUGAUUGUGCCUAGCUUAAGUUGCAAACUAAAACAGAACCAUUGAGAAACUGAAAGUGUACUUAAAUCAUUGUUAAAUGUCGUGCUGUGUUUUCAACAAAAACCAAAAACAAAACUAAAGAAAGGGAAUUGAAAGAGCGAUGAAGAUUCGCGCAGAACGUGGAAGAACGUUAAUCUUAAGCUUAAGCUAAACUUAACCUAAAGAAAAACAGGCCAAUUGAACUUACGAUAUAAGCUGUAAUCUCUAGUUAACUAACUGUUAGUAGAUAAAUGCCACACAGUCAUACAACACACACACACUCACCACAUACACACUCAAUGCACUUACACUUACACACCGCUCCCCUUAACUUGUGUGUUCUUCUCCCCAAAUCUAUCAACAGAAGGUCAACCAAAUGAAUUCUUAAAGUUCCCAAUUCAAAGUUUCACAAUCUCUAUCCGUACACCUAUACUAUCUGUGUGUGUGUGCGUAUGUGUGUGUGUAUAACUUAAUUGCUUUUGCAACACACACAACAAAUAUUCAAGCAAAACAAAAAAAGGAAAAGAAAAUCAAAAGGUAUUAUAUGCUGAGGUUAAUCGAGAUGUAUUCUAGAAGAAAGCGGAAAACAAUUGGGCUGUGGCUUAAAGAAAUGCGAAAGGAACUUACAUACAUCUAUUUAUAUUUAACAUAUGCUAGCUAUAAGGUAUUUCGAUCAUAUAGGUAUUUUUGAUGCGGAACGAAACUUACUUUAAACCAAAAUUAUCAAAACUUGGUCAAUUUGCUAUUUGGAGCAUAUUUUUUGCAUGUUAUCGAUACAGUUGAUGAAAUAUAGUACAUAUAUUUGUUGAAUCUAUUUCAUAUUUGAUCGUGUGUGAGCAACUUAUGUCUGUGUGUGCGCAUAUGUGUGUGUGUUCAAAAGUAUUUUUUUUUGUAAACUAAAAAAUUAGUGCAUUACGAAUCUAUUUUAAGCAAACAUUUUAAAUGAUCAAUAAAU